GUCUUCUCUCCUGCAUCAAUCAACACCGUACUCACCAUGGUUGCUGCUAGCUCCGGUGAUGAAGAAAGUAGAGAACUAAGAUCCUUCAUCCUAUCCUUCCUUAAGGCUUCCUCAACCGAUGAACUUAACGCAGUUUUCCGCGAAAUCGCUUCCACCGUCCUUGUUGAUGGAAGCAAAAAAGGCGGCCCCAAAAUCACGGUGGUUAAUGGAAUGUGGAUGGAGCAAUCUCUACCUGUCAAUCCCUCGUCGAAAGAUCUCUUUCAGAAUUUCUUCAAUGCUGCUUUCGCUCAAGUUGAUUUCCGAUCCAAGGCCGAAGAAGUGCGUAUGGAGGUAAAUUCGUGGGCAACAAGUCAUACAAAUGGUCUCAUCAAAGAUCUUCUUCCUCAUGGAUCAGUUACAAGCCUAACCAACCGGAUUUAUGGAAGCGCAUUGUACUUCAAAGGAGCCUGGGCGAAAAAAUUCAGCAAGUCAAUGACGAAACGCAAACCUUUUUACCUUCUCAAUGGACCAUCAGUGUCUGUGCCAUUCAUGAGUAGCUCUGAAGACCAAUACAUUAAGGCUUAUGAUGGUUUUAAGGUACUCAGCCUUCCUUAUCGACAAGGCCGUGACGAUACCAACCGCAACUUCUCAAUGUAUUUCUAUCUCCCGAACAAGAAAGGAGAAUUCGAUAAUAUUUUAAAGAGAAUGAUAUCUACUCCUGGAUUCUUGGAUAGUCAUAUUCCGGAAGACAAAGUUAAAGUUGGUAAAUUCAGAAUUCCAAAGUUUAAGAUCGAAUUCGGGUUUGAAGCUUCAAGUGUUUUCAAUGACUUUGAUCUUGAUGUGUCAUUGUACCAAAAAGCUUUGAUUGAGAUCGAUGAAGAAGGUACUGAAGCUGCUGCUGUAGCAGCUUUUGUUCGAUGCAAAGGCUGCCGUUUUGUGAAGACAUUAGAUUUUGUAGCAGAUCAUCCGUUUGUUUUCUUGAUUAGAGAAGACCAAACCGGAACUGUUUUGUUCGCUGGUCAAAUCUUUGAUCCUUCUGUUUAGGACCGGCCUUAACCGGAUUAGAGUUUGGUAUUUUAAAAUUUGAUUCUCUGUAGUUUAGAUUGUUUUUCUUAAGUUAUGAUUUGCUGAAUUAUAGAUUUGAUAAACCAAUUUCUUGUCA
This is a messenger RNA of Arabidopsis arenosa, 1141 nucleotides long. NCBI's taxonomy places the organism in Eukaryota, Viridiplantae, Streptophyta, Magnoliopsida, Brassicales, Brassicaceae. The record is from the annotation of a GenBank genome assembly.